Messenger RNA from Camponotus floridanus (Florida carpenter ant), 2979 nucleotides. It is a transcript of the gene IKKepsilon, whose product is annotated as inhibitor of nuclear factor kappa-B kinase subunit epsilon. The transcript is spliced from 4 exons. Bases 541 to 2781 code for a protein of 746 amino acids. Gene Ontology annotation, molecular function: ATP binding; protein serine/threonine kinase activity. The record is from RefSeq and is a predicted model, not a curated record. Gene Ontology annotation, cellular component: cytoplasm. Gene Ontology annotation, biological process: peptidyl-serine phosphorylation. NCBI's taxonomy places the organism in Eukaryota, Metazoa, Arthropoda, Insecta, Hymenoptera, Formicidae.
AAGUAACCUAAUUAAUCAGAAUCGGUCCGUUGGUUCGGUCACGCUUUCUAAACUGUUUCAGUUUUUCUUUCUCCUUCGACAUCGAAUCCGAUAUAUCUGUCUCCCUUCAAAAGGAGAAUGUGAGGCGAAAUAGCUCAAUAGACACCGGACAAGAGAUUGAUUAAAUUUUUAUGAUGAAAGAAACAUAUCUUUCAUCCUUGAAGAAGGAGAAAAGAAAUCGUGAUUAUACACUUGUAGAGAGUACAGUUAAAGACAUACAUCUUGUCAGAGUGGAAUAAAAUUUUAUAAAAUAUAAAAUAUAAACACUCUCGGUUUAUUAUUGUUAUUAUUAUCUUUUUUAAUUUUUCCGAUGCUACGAAGAUACGGAGAGGCGAAUUUGACGUUAUCAGUACGAUAAAAAAAGUGCGAAUAACAGUCUGCCGCAUCCCGGAUGAUGUCAUCAAGUGUGUAUAUAGGAGAUUGAUCGAGCUGUCAGAUAUCAAGAUAGCGAACAGAUAGUGAGAGCUGUUUGUCGAUGUCAAGAAAAGGCACACGGACGACAUGUCCUUCCUUCGUGGCUCCGCCAACUACGUUUGGUGCACCACCAGCGUGCUUGGCAAGGGCGCGACUGGCGCGGUGUUCCAGGGUGUCAACAAGAACAAUGGGGAACCCGUCGCGGUCAAGACUUUUAAUCAGCUCAGUCAUAUGCGCCCUCACGACGUACAGGUGAGGGAGUUCGAGGUCCUCAAAAAGGUCAAACACGAGAACAUCGUCAAAUUGUUGGCGAUCGAGGAGGAGCAGGAUGGCAGGGGUAAGGUGAUUGUCAUGGAGCUCUGCACCGGCGGUAGUCUUUUCAACAUCCUGGACGAUCCCGAGAAUACGUAUGGUCUUGCGGAGAGCGAGUUUCUCCUGGUGUUGGAACAUCUGUCGGCUGGUAUGAAGCAUCUACGUGACAAUAAUCUGGUUCACAGGGACCUGAAGCCAGGUAAUAUAAUGAAAUUCAUCGCCGACGAUGGUAGUACGAUAUAUAAGCUCACAGACUUCGGGGCCGCUCGAGAAUUGCAAGAGGAUCAGCAGUUUGUUUCCUUGUACGGCACCGAAGAAUAUUUGCAUCCGGAUAUGUAUGAACGUGCGGUCCUGCGGAAGCCCGUUGGCAAAACGUUCGGAGCGACUGUCGAUUUAUGGUCCAUAGGGGUGACCCUCUAUCAUGUCGCGACGGGAAAUUUGCCGUUCAGACCAUUCGGCGGGCGUAGGAACAAGGAGACUAUGUUCUACAUCACGACGAAGAAGGCAUCAGGCGUAAUAUCCGGACUGCAAACUUCGGAAAACGGGCCGAUCGAGUGGAGCAGGGAACUGCCACAGACUUGUCAAUUGAGCGCAGGCCUGAAGAGGAUUGUGACUCCAUUACUGGCCGGCUUACUCGAAGUGGAUCAACAAAGAAUCUGGAGCUUCGAUCGAUUUUUCAGCGAAGUCACGGAUACGCUUUGCCGAAAACCCGUUCACAUAUUCAAUGUUCAUCGAGCCAGCCUGAUCAAGGUCUUCUUACAUCCGGAAGAGAAGCUGGUCGCUCUACAGAUACAUAUUCAGGAUCAGACCGAAAUUAUACCCCACGCGCAAAUCCUUCUUCUCGGGGAGGUGCCUCUCACGAAUUUCAUUGAGGAAUCUACGCCGGGUAAAGGAUAUCCCAACACCAGUAAUGAUAAACCGUUAAUGCUUUUCUCGCGAGAAAAUAAUAAUGUCGUGUUGCCAACGGAGACCGAGCUGCCCAAGUUCCCCGUCUUCGCAAAUCUCGUUUCCGUAGAGAAUGAUGCGAGUCAGGCCAAGGUCGCAUGCUCUGUAGGCCACGUUUGUAAACGUAGAAUCGACAAAUUAGCAUUGUGCAGUAAACUGUCGCGAGAUGCCAUAGAGGCAUUCGGUGGACUCUUAUCUACCGAACUCACCCGAGUAUUGGGAAAGUGUCAUCAUUCGAAGGAAUUUACAAAAGCAAUGGAGGAUACUAUAUUAGCAAUUGAAAGGAACGAGACUUUUGCUAGACAUGUCUUUCGGAAAUUCGGAAGUGGCAGUCAAACUGCGAUAGAAUUGAAAAAUUGGCGAAAAGAGUUGGAUGCAAAGAACAAAGAGCUUACCAGUGAAUUGACUCCAGCAAUAGUGCAGCUUCAUCAAAGAUAUGUGAAGGAGGGUAAUUUACGUGGAGAAUGGGACAAUAGUACUCGUGGCUUGUGCUGUCCGUGGGCGACGAAAGCGAGCCAAAGGGCAGCGACGUUAGUCGAUCGUUUGAGAGAUGGAUGGCAACACUUGCUGAGAGACAGAGCCACUCGUAGUCUCACUUACAACGACGAACAAUUUCACGUUCUUGAACGCAUAAAGGUCACGGAAACAGGACGUCGAUUGAAAGCGCUUCUCGAGACGGAAUGUGUACCAGCUAUGACGCAGCGGUCCGAGUGCGUCGCUGAUUGGUAUAAAAUGGCACAAACGGUGUUCCUGCAAACUCAGAUAUUAGACAAGGACAUAGAUGGUUAUGAACACGCGUUGGAAUCGUUUUCCUAUCGUUUAUCACAGGAAAGCAAGGAGCGUAACGAGAAUCUUUUGCACUCGUUGGACAGGUUACCCGGAAAAUUAAAAACAGUCGAAAAAACGAACGUGCCGGCACAGGAGAGCACCAAGAAAUGGCGCAAUAUUUGCGAUACGCAGGAACAAAUUGCACUGGUUCUUUAUGAAAAUAGUCUGCUCAUAGAUCAACUUGACAAUUUGUCAGUGAUUGAUAGAGUGGAAGAUAUAGACGAUUCGCAAUAUGAACUUUAAUAUGAGCAAUUUUGUCAUUUUCUCUAUCAAUCAUCCGACUAUACUUAUGAGAUGAAGACUGAAAAUUAGAGUGUAUAUAUUAACAGAAAAUCCGAGAUGUAUGUACGGGAUUGGUGCUGUAUAGAUUUGCUAAACUAAGUAAAGACAUGGUACGCAUUUUUUAUUUCUUCGAACGAAUAAAUGACUAUUUUACUUUAA